Molecule: messenger RNA, 2604 nt
Organism: Acomys russatus (golden spiny mouse)
Lineage: Eukaryota; Metazoa; Chordata; Mammalia; Rodentia; Muridae
Product: protocadherin beta-16-like
Exons: 1
Coding region: 1-2385 (794 amino acids)
Biological process (GO): homophilic cell-cell adhesion
Cellular component (GO): plasma membrane
Molecular function (GO): calcium ion binding
Source: RefSeq, a predicted model, not a curated record
AUGCACAGUCUGAGACAAAGGCAAGUCCUGGUUUUCUUUGUUUUGCUCAGUGUGUCUGGGGCAAGCACGGAACUGGGUCCCUACUCCAUAGAGGAAGAAAGGGAGAGGGGCACCUUUGUGACAAAUCUUGGGAAAGAUCUGGGGGUGGAGCUGACAGAGAUAGCCACCCGCCGGGCUCGGAUCAUUUCCCAGGAAGGCAAAGAGUAUUUGCAGCUCAACGUUCAAUCUGGAGAUUUGCUCAUAAAUGAGAAACUAGACCGAGAGGAGCUAUGCGGCCCCACUGAGCCUUGCGUUCUGCACUUCCAAGUGUUGAUGGAAAACCCUUUAGAGGUGUUUCAAGCUGAGCUGAGGGUUAAAGACAUAAAUGACCAUUCUCCCGUGUUCAGCGAAAGAGAAAUGAUACUAAAAAUACCAGAAAACAGUCCCCUGGAAAAUACAUUCCCUUUAAAUAAUGCUCUGGACUCAGAUGUAGAAGUCAACAACAUCCAGAGCUAUAAACUCAGCUCCAACUCUCAUUUCCUGGUUGUAACCCGCAACCGCAGUGACGGCAGGAAGUACCCAGAGCUGGUACUGGAGAAAGAACUGGAUUGGGAGGAGGAGCCUGAGCUGAGGUUAACCCUGACAGCUUUGGAUGGUGGCUCUCCUCCGCGGUCGGGGAUGGCGCAAGUUCUCGUUGAAGUAGUGGACACCAACGAUAAUGCACCAGAGUUUCAGCAGGCAAUGUACCAAGUGCAAAUUCCGGAGAACAGCCCCCCAGGCUCCCUGGUUGUCACAGUCUCGGCCAAUGACUUAGACAGUGGAGAUAAUGGGAAAGUAUUGUACGCUCUCUCUCAACCUUCAGAAGAUAUAAGCAAGACGUUAGAAGUAAAUCCUAUAACGGGGGAAAUUCGGCUACGAAAAGAGGUCGAUUUUGAAACGAUUCCCUCUUAUGAGGUGGAUGUCCAGGCCACGGAUGGAGGAGGUCUCUCAGGAAAAUGUACUCUGCUCCUGCACGUAGUGGACAUAAAUGACAACCCCCCAGAAGUGAUGUUAUCCGCGCUUACCAGCCCAGUCCCAGAAAACUCCCCAGAUGAAGUAGUUGCUGUUUUCACUGUUAGAGAUCCUGACUCGGGGAACAAUGGAAAAGUGAUUUCUUCGAUUGAGGAAGACCUUCCCUUUCUUCUAAAACCUUCUGGAAAGAACUUUUACACUUUAAUAACAAAAAGAGCACUAGACAGGGAAGAAAGAGCACAAUACAAUAUCACGAUCUCUGUCACCGACCUGGGCACACCGAGGCUCACAACCCAACACACUAUAACAGUGCAGGUCUCAGACGUCAACGAUAAUACCCCCGCUUUCACCCAAACCUCUUACACCCUGUUUGUCCGCGAGAAUAACAGCCCCGCCCUGCACAUAGGCACCAUCAGCGCCACAGACUCAGACUCUGGCUCCAAUGCCCACAUCACCUACUCGCUGCUGCCAUCCCACGACCAGCAACUGACCCUGGCUUCACUUAUCUCCAUAAACACCGAUAAUGGGCAGCUGUUCGCGCUCAGAGCGCUGGACUAUGAGGCCCUGCAGGCCUUUGAGUUCCGCGUGGGCGCCACAGACCAAGGUUCACCUGCGCUCAGCAGCCAGGUGCUGGUAAGGGUGCUGGUGCUGGAUGACAACGACAACGUGCCCUUUGUGCUGUACCCGCUGCAGAACGCCUCUGCGCCCUGCACUGAGCUGCUACCCAGGGCUGCUGAGCCUGGCUAUCUGGUCACCAAAGUGGUGGCUGUGGACCGCGACUCUGGCCAGAAUGCCUGGCUGUCUUUCCAGCUGCUCAAGGCCACGGAGCCCGGGAUGUUCAGCGUGUGGGCUCACAAUGGCGAGGUGCGCACCACCAGGCUGCUGAGUGAGCGCGAUGCAACCAAGCACAGGCUGCUGCUGCUGGUCAAGGACAAUGGCGAGCCCCAGCGCUCUGCCAGCGUCACUCUGCAUGUGCUGGUGGUGGAUGGCUUCUCCCAGCCCUACCUGCCUCUGCCAGAGGUGGCGCGCGACUCUGAGCACGGGGAGGAUUCACUAACACUCUACCUAGUCAUUGCCUUGGCUUCUGUGUCUUCGCUCUUCCUCCUGUCUGUGCUGCUGUUCGUUGGGGUGAGGCUGUGCAGGAAAGCCAGGGCAGCCUCUCUAGGUGGCUGCUCUGUACCCGAGGGCCACUUUCCUGGCCACCUGGUGGACGUAAGAGGCAUGGGGACCCUGUCCCAGAGCUACCAGUAUGAGGUAUGUCUAAUGGGCGAUUCUUCUGGGACCAGCGAUUUUAACUUCUUAAAGCCAGUUUUCCCUAGCUCCCUGCCCCAGUGCUCUGGGAAAGAAAUGGAGGAAAAUUCUACACUCCAGAAUAGUUUUGGAUUUGAUCAUUAAUAGAAAACUACUUAACAGAUAUUUCCUUCCCAAUGUUGUCUUGUGGCUUAGGUAAACUCUGUACACCAGUGACUAGCAACAGGUUUAAUUUUCAGGUUCAUGCAAAUGCCACACAUUUGGUUUUACUCAUAUUUGUCCCAUAGAAUUUCUUCAUAUGAUCCCAGUACAUGAAAAUGCUUUAUCUGUACAGUUACAUAUGAUCGUGAAAACUUUUCUACC